Lachancea fermentati is the source of this 2385-nucleotide messenger RNA. The record is from the annotation of a GenBank genome assembly. NCBI's taxonomy places the organism in Eukaryota, Fungi, Ascomycota, Saccharomycetes, Saccharomycetales, Saccharomycetaceae.
AUGGGAGACUCAGAGUUAGCAUCGUCUAACAGGACUACGCUGAUAUCACCUGGAAAAGACCCCGAACGGCGUAGUAAGAAAGACCAAAAAACGGCCAGUUCAACGAACAGCAGUAACGGUAUACCGAAGAAGCCUCGUAAGAAAAGGAAAACUUAUAGCUGUGAUGUGUGUCGAAAAUUCAAGACGAGAUGUGAUUUUGAACCGUUGGUAGGGAAAUGUCAUCGGUGUAACGUAUUAAAACUACAUUGUUCGUUAACAAGAGAACGAGAGGACGAGAUAAUAGCAGCUAUCGAAACAUCAUCUAAAUCUAGUUUGAUUUCUUCAAAUCAAAACUUAGACGUUCCUUUAACCUGUUCAACUUCGAACGAUUCGUUAGUAUCAAACCCUAUUACAGCCGCACUGAACAAUAGGCUCAACAAACUCGAAUCAAACUUGCAUACCUUGAAUAGCAAAAUAGACCUUAUUCUCAUGCUAGUCCAGGGAACAAACACUGCUAUGAGCAAUUCGAAUGGUAUUCAAUCUAAGGAGGUGAGUGAAAGUAUAUCGGACCGUGCGCUGAUUGAAGAUGAAGAGAGUUUCAACGAAGUUGGAGACAAUUUUAGCGACGAGGAACAGGAGUCUGAUUCGUCCAAUGAAGUCGAGAAGGAGUUCUCUGACUCAGGAAAACCUUUACAAUCGAUGUCACAAAGCUCAAGCAAGAAAUACUUGAACGGAAUUAAGCUACAAGAACCUCCAUUGAAAUUGAUCGACGAUAUUGAUGAAAGACUGUUUCCAACUAAAGCCGAGUCACAUGCUGAUAGGCUGGCUGAAACCCAGAGACCUUUUGUGAUCGCACGGGUUAACUUUUUGAAAUAUUUCAAACAGCAUGAGCAAAUGUGUCUCGAUCUUUCGCGUGAUUUCCUUGUCAAGUCUCAUUUUUGGAUAAUACCUGGUGGGAUCAAGGAAAUCAACUUGGAGUAUGUUGAAAAGCAUCUUUUUAUUACAAGUGUUUUUACAAUUAUCGCUAUGGGAUUCGAUGAAAAUAACAAAUACGAAACUGAGCAAGAAGUAAUGUACCCAUUAGUCGAGAGGUUCCUCACAAACACAUUAACCAUGUUUGAACAAUUAACUGAUCACGACAUAGAAGCAAUUCUCUAUUGCAGUAUGUUUAAUGUAUCAAGAAAGUCCAAGCGGCACAGACAGAUGAAAUUCAAUUCGUUGGUUUUGUGUAAUUUCGCCAUCAAUAGUCUGCUCAAUAUCAUUGAUUUUCACAAGAUAAAGGAAAGAAUUUUUGUUCAAGAGGAAUAUUCGGCUCUAGACUUAUACCAUUUGAGAAUUUUGAAUUCUCUAAGUGCCUGUCGUCUUCAAUAUUCUAUUGGUUAUGGUAGUUUCACAGUUCAAGACGAUAUGUUGAAAGAUUUCAAUAACUUGACCGCAAAAUUUCCCCAGGCAAAUUUUGGUGACGAUAUUAAAAUAAGUGAGAUAAAUCUCGGAGAAAUAGUCAACAAUAUUUUCUUGAAUUUCAAAUUGUAUUUCAAGAAAUUCACAGAAAGGUUUAAAUCCUCUCUGGGAUUACGCGAGACCAGAAGCGUUUCUUCAUCGAGAAAAAACUCCCUUGAUGCAGGAUCUAAAUCUCAGAUCGCCUACGAGUAUUUGGUUUUCCCUGAAUUGGAUUACUGGCUUAAAAAUUGGGACGAGUUACUGUCUAAAGAUGGUGGCGGUGUACUUCUCUUUGCUUAUAAUUUCUACAAUAUCAUGAUUUGUCGCAACUUUUUGACCGAGUUUCAUGAGGAGUAUCAUAACGACGUUUAUUAUUUCAAAUGCACUCUGAAAACUAUAAAGACAUACUGUUUUACUUUGAUUGACGGAUUUUUAAAGCUACCCCCCUCUCUUAUAAAAGGAGCGCCCGCAAUUACAUUGCAUCAGCUAGUUUAUGCAUGCCUGACAUUAUGUGACUUCCUUCAUUUUUUUAACUCGUCUGAAAGACAGCAGAUAUUAAAUCUUUGCACAAAGGUAUACUGGCAUUUGAACACCAUUGGUGAGAAAUUGAAUGAAGCAACCGAAAAUGUCGGUAAAAUUAUAAAGUCUUUGAUUGACACAAGUAAGAGAAAGAUUCAGUCGGGUAAUCAGGCCCUUUUAUCUAUGAGCUCUUCCAAGAUGAGCCAACCUACAACUCCAGGAGUUGUUUACAACGGACUAACACGAAGACCAUCAACUUCUCCACAAAGUGUUCUGUCUACGACAUCGCAAGGUAGUGGAACCAUUAAUGGUGCACCUGGAGGCUUUACUAUGCCUGAUGUUGAUCAAUUUAAUUCGUUCGAGGAUUUUUUCCAGGAUUUCUUUGACAAUUUGAAACCAACAACACAAAACAUAUUCUCGUCCAUAAACAGUACAACGCAAAAAUGA